Messenger RNA from Diabrotica balteata, 1471 nucleotides. NCBI's taxonomy places the organism in Eukaryota, Metazoa, Arthropoda, Insecta, Coleoptera, Chrysomelidae. The record is from the annotation of a GenBank genome assembly.
ACUUUUCUUUUGUGAUUGUGUGUAGGAGUUAAUUAUUUUACUGAACUUUAUAUAAAAUUAAGAUAAGAUCUUUUAUAAUUAUCGAGAACAGUAGAUCUCGAUAUUUUUGGCUGGCAAGAAAUAUUAUUAAUUUGUAGAAAAUGGUAGAUAAUGAAAGACUUAGGACUUGGCUUACUGCUUAUCACAAUCCUGAUGUAGCGUAUAGAGAAAUAAUCAACAUCACCACACAAUACAGAGGUUUGCAUCCAGAACAGAGUGUCUACACUUUCAACGAUGGCUCAAGAAUGGAUCUCAUUAACUUAUCUGGUACAAUUCCUGUUCGUUACAAAGGCAAUGUUUAUAAUAUUCCAAUUUGUAUAUGGUUAAUUGACACUCAUCCAGAGAAUGCUCCCAUUUGUUAUGUUAAACCAACUUCCGACAUGUCCAUAAAAGUUUCCAUGUUUGUAGAUCAAAAUGGAAAAGUUUAUCUGCCAUAUUUGCAUGAUUGGGUACCGAACGAAUCAGAUUUGCUAGGAUUAAUCCAAGUUAUGAUUGUUACAUUUGGCGAACAACCUCCGGUAUUUGCCAGGGCUAAAGACAAUGAAUCGUAUCCGUCAAAUUCUUUCAUGCCUCAACCAUCCGGAGGUUAUAUGCCGCCGUAUCCCACCCCCUACCCACCAGCAUCAGGAGGUUUCGGCGGGUAUCCUCCAUAUCCUCCAACAAGCAACAACUCUUUUCAAGGGUAUCCACCCUACCCGUCUACACAACCACAAUAUCCAUUUAAUUUCGGCCCUCCGGGAGCUCAGGCCUCAGGUACAGGUACUAUAAAAGAAGAACAUAUCAGAGAAUCUCUGUUGACAGCUUUGGAAGAGAAGCUGCUUAGAAGAAUGAAGGAACAAUUUCAGCAGAAUCAAGCUGAACUAGAGACGCUCAAGAGGACACAGGAGGAGUUGAAACAAGGAAAAUUGAAGCUGGACGGUAUAUUGAGCCGAUUAGAAAAAGAAAAGAAUGAUUUAGACAAAAAUAUUACAAUGCUACAAGACAAAGAACAAGAACUAAAUAAGGCCAUCGAACGAAUAAGUAACCAAGAAUCUAUAGAUGUUGAUGAUGCGGUAACAACGACAGCUCCUUUAUAUAAACAGUUAUUGAAUGCAUUCGCUGAAGAAGCUGCCUUAGAAGAUACUAUUUAUUACAUGGGAGAGGCAUUGAGAUGUGGUGUCAUUGAUUUAGACGUAUUUUUGAGACAAGUGCGAACUUUGUCCAGGAAACAGUUCAUGCUCAGAGCUUUAAUGCAAAAAUGCCGCCAAAAGGCCGGUCUGUCCGUUUGAACGCAAUAAGGAUCCGAACGUCCCAUGGUUUGGAGAGUUGUGGUUGAUGUUUUUACUCAAAAUGUAAUAUAUAUUUUAGUUUUAUGCGCAAAAUUAAGGUUUUUAUUGAUUUGUACACUGUUUAUCGCGAUAUGUAAUCACAAAUAAAUAUAAAGUAAAUGUUC